GACGACACGAGAUUAUAACCCGUGGUAGUCUGCACUUGGAAAACUGCCGCAAGAAAAGAGAGGCGCACAAAUAAGAAGAAACCGCAAAACAGUUCAAAUCAGCGCAGCCAGGAAUGUCGCUGGGCUGCUGUUAAGGCGAAAAGGAGACGGAAGCAAGUCCAGCCAAUCCGGGUGGAGAUCAUUUGCUGCAUAUUAACAAGCUGAAUAGGAGCAGUAUUUGAGGACUUUUCAGAGGAAGACAAGUGCUGGAGCUCUGGCUGGGUACAGUGACAGGAUACUGUCUAAUCCCUUAUGCUUGCAUGACUGUCAGUGUGGAGUAGUGCUGGAGGCUGCGAGGCGACUGUGGGAAGUUCCUGAGUUCAGAGAAGCAGAGUGGCAAUCAGUCACAGAGAAACACUUGUGCAGAGAGAGGACUGAAGCUCUUUCACAAAAAGGAUAUAGAACGCACUCUCACAUCUCCGCUGUGUUGCACGGGGUGUGAUCGCUGUGGCAGCACCUCAGGGAAUUGAAGGAAGUUGGUGCUGACAUGAUGGUGUGGCUGCUUCAGGAGUGGGCCUGGCAAGCUCUUGUCCUGGUGAUUGGACUUGCAUCGCUAAGCUGUGGGGCUGAUGCCAACAUGUUGGACACCAUGCUCAUGAAGAGUGGAAAGAAGGAGGGGUCUAAGCGACUGGUGGAGGAGAGCAGCAACACAGCCACCAUUUCAGUUCAGAAGAUGCUUCGCUGCCACUGCACCCAGUGCCCUGAAGGCUCUAUCAACAACACUUGCAUGACUAAUGGUUUCUGCUUCACCGUGGUUCAGGAGGAGGCAAGUAAAACUGAGGUGUCUUCAGGUUGUUUGCCGUUGGCCGGGUCAGAGUUCCAGUGCAGAGACCCUUUGGCUACACGACUGAGGAGAAAUCUUGAGUGUUGCAAUGAUCAGGACUACUGCAACAAAGACCUACAUCCAACACUUCAAUCACCUAUGACACCAGAUUAUUUGGACAGCAAUAUCCAGAACAUAGCUCUCUUCAUUUCAGUCACAGUUUGCAGUAUACUCAUCAUUCUUAUCUUCUGUUACUUCAGAUAUAAGCGACAGACGUCACAGCCGCGCUAUAGCAUUGAUCUAGAGCAGGAUGAGACCUACAUUCCCCCCGGAGAGUCUCUGAAUGAUCUGAUUGAGCAUUCCCGCAGUAUCGGAUCUGGCUCUGGGUCAGGACUCCCUCUGCUGGUGCAGCGCACCAUCGCCAAACAGAUUCAGAUGGUUAAGCAGAUCGGAAAAGGACGGUACGGCGAAGUCUGGAUGGGCAAAUGGAGAGGGGAGAGAGUGGCUGUCAAAGUCUUCUUCACUACUGAGGAGGAGAGCUGGUUCAGAGAAACAGAAAUUUACCAGACUUUCCUGAUGAGGCAUGACAACAUACUGGGUAAGAUUGCACAAGGAGAAUGUGAAAAAGUACUGGAGGGCAAAGAUCAGCACAAGCCACAAGUAGUCUCUCUGUUGUCUGAUCAGGCAUGCUCUUUAGUUUUUGUGCCAGCAUUUCUCAGUCCUCUCAUCUGUGCUAUCCAAUCCCCAGGUUUCAUAGCUGCAGACAUUAAAGGGACUGGCUCAUGGACUCAGCUUUACCUAAUUACAGACUACCAUGAGAAUGGAUCCUUGUAUGACUACCUCAAGUCCAACACCUUGGAUGUUAAGGCUUUGCUGAACUUGGCACACUCCUCCAUUUCAGGCCUCUGUCACCUACACACAGAAAUCUAUGGCACACAGGGCAAACCUGCUAUUGCACACAGAGACCUGAAGAGCAAAAACAUCUUGGUAAAAAAGAACGGCUUCUGCUGUAUAGCAGACCUGGGGCUGGCUGUCAAGUUUAACAGUGACACCAAUGAAGUAGAUAUCCCCCCUAAUCUGCGAGUUGGUACUAAGCGCUACAUGCCACCUGAAGUGUUAGAUGAGACUCUGAACAGGAGCACCUUCCAGUCUUUUAUAAUGGCUGACAUGUAUAGUUUUGGACUUAUACUUUGGGAGAUGGGCCGUCGCUGCAUUUCUGGAGGUGUUGUGGAGGAAUAUCAGCUGCCCUAUCAUGACCUUGUGCCCACCGACCCUUCCUAUGAGGACAUGAGAGAGGUUGUUUGCAUUAAGAAGCAAAGACCAUCAUUUGCUAAUCACUGGAGCAGUAAUGAGUGUCUACGACUGAUUGGAAAACUGAUGUCAGAGUGCUGGGCUCACAAUCCGGCUUGUCGCCUCACAGCUCUGAGAGUGAAGAAGACCCUGGCAAAGAUGUUAGAGUCCCAAGACAUCAAACUGUGACAGAGUAAGAAAGAAUGUUGUCAUCACCCAGAGACUUGUCAUUGCCACUGGCACAGGCCACUUAGACAGGCCAACAGAAGAAAGGGAAAAACAAGAGACUGUGAAUAAUAGGACAGAGGAAACUGACAGGGAGGAUGAAUUCUACAGAUAAUGGUCACUGUGGCGCAAGAAAUAUCAGAAGAAAAAGAUUUAUUGCAUAAAGGGAGACCUGCUCCUUCAGUGCCUGAGCGGGCUCUGCCUCAGACCAAGUGUUCAGUCUGCGCUUUCUGUGAAAGCUGAGUGACUGAUCCAGACUGUCCAGGUGGACGCGUGGCGAAGAACUGCUGCAGAAAGGGGACUCAGAUUCCUCUGAUCCGGUCUACACAGAGGGCCUUCCUGCACUGCUUUCUAAAGCCAUACCGAAGUAUUAUUUUAGCAGUCUUUUGUGCUGUUUAAGAUGCCUUUUCUGUGUGUGAUUUUUUUUUUUUUUUUCGUGACUCAUUUCAUGGAGUUUACAAUCAAUUUCAUCAUGGGGAUUGUCAUUGAUCCAAAGAAAUUUUAAGACAAAUUCAA
Melanotaenia boesemani (Boeseman's rainbowfish) is the source of this 2833-nucleotide messenger RNA. It is a transcript of the gene bmpr1bb, whose product is annotated as bone morphogenetic protein receptor, type IBb. Lineage: Eukaryota; Metazoa; Chordata; Actinopteri; Atheriniformes; Melanotaeniidae. Gene Ontology annotation, molecular function: transforming growth factor beta receptor activity, type I; SMAD binding; ATP binding. The transcript has 13 exons. The record is from RefSeq and is a predicted model, not a curated record. Gene Ontology annotation, biological process: protein phosphorylation; dorsal/ventral pattern formation; BMP signaling pathway. Gene Ontology annotation, cellular component: signaling receptor complex; plasma membrane. The coding region runs from base 527 to 2281 and encodes 584 amino acids.